AUGGCACAGCCUGACCUCAGGCUGACUGAGCUGGAGAUGAAGCCUGACGUCAGCACUGCACUGACUGAUGGCACAGGAAACUGUGACACCCCACCGAUUGUUCACACAGCAGAGUCUGACCCUGCUUUGACUGAGGAUACAACAGACACUGACACCUCACCGAUUGAUCACGCAGCAACCUCUGACAUCGAGUUGACUGAUGAACUGGCAAACUCUGACAUUUCCUUGCCUGAUCUCACUGUGGAGGCUGACACUGCAACAACUGAGGGCACUGCAGACCCUGACCUCAUGGCCAGGGAGAGUGUGAAUUAUGCUCCCACUCCAGAUCUUUUGGAGGAGAAUGGUGUCUCCAGUGCAGAGCAAGUGCCAGCCUUCGUGAGAAACAUGUACCAGAGACUGACAGUCAACGUGACUCCAGAAGAGGAGCUGCUCAUGGAGUUUCUGAGGGUGACCAAGGCAUACCCUGCUGAUGUUGUGGUCACCCUCCUGCGCUGUGCCCCAUCCUGUGACAGAGCUGCUGCCAGCAUGUGGAGGACCAUCGCCUCUUCGGGAAUGGCACUGGAGAAGGUGCUGCCAGAGUUGCUCUGUGUGAUGGAGGACUGGCCAUUGCACAGCUCAUCCACCUCUGACGGGGACAACACGCCUGUCUUUGCUCUGGCUGCAACCAUCGUGGUUUGGGAGAUUCUCCAGAUGUCCCAGUGCCCAGAGCAAUUGCAAGACCAUUCCCCCCAUCUCCUCGUGGAUCUGCUCUUCCAAGUUUUCACCAGCACAGAGCAGAUGCCAGAGGAGGUUGACGCAUUCUGGAAGGGAUACUGGGAGCAACACGGCCUUCCCACAGACUCCAAGAG
This is a messenger RNA of Empidonax traillii (willow flycatcher), 848 nucleotides long. RefSeq lists its product as uncharacterized. NCBI's taxonomy places the organism in Eukaryota, Metazoa, Chordata, Aves, Passeriformes, Tyrannidae. The record is from RefSeq and is a predicted model, not a curated record. The annotation marks the transcript as partial. The transcript has 4 exons.